AUGUCAGUGGCUCGACCAAGCUGCUGGGGCUAUGAAGGCGGCGUGCUGCUGACGAACAUGUCCCAGAACCGGCAAGCACCGAAAUGGACCUUUGCUGGAAAGAGCGCUGGGAGUGGCGCCAGACCCAUGACACCUGGACCCGGCGCCUACGGUCACGCAACCUCCAAGAACAGCAGAAUCAGGCAACCCUGCUAUGCCUUCGGUUCCUCGACCCGUGACAAGGGUGGGAUGUCCGCAACCUCGCCUGGACCCGGUGCCUACGGGGCCAGCGAGUCCUAUGGGUCGAAGCGUCCACGGUCUGCGGGGCCGGUGUUCGGCAGAGCAGCACGUGGGCUGGGAUCUGGGAACAGCACACCAGGUCCUGGAUCCUAUGUGCCAAAUGUUGGACCCACCAGGCCGCAGUUCCCGCGGCACACGUGCACACCCCGACGAGACGGGGCCGACUGGGGGCACCGAGCGUGCUCAGUGACUCCCGGCCCGGGGACUUAUGGCCACGGAACCGGCGGAGGUCCAGUGUCGAAGUCGGCCCCGAGAUGGGGGUUUGGCUCCUCGGACCGGGGCGUGCGUGCACAUGGUGAGCAUCCGGGUCCUGGUCAAUACGACCUCCGAUCUCGAGCAGGUGGACCGAAGUUUUCGAUCCGAUGCCGCAAUGAGUCGGACUCAUCCGGGCUCUGUCCCACGCCGGGUCCUGGCGCUUUUGGCGGGAUGUACACGCAGUUCGGCUACUGA
Molecule: messenger RNA, 729 nt
Organism: Symbiodinium natans
Lineage: Eukaryota; Dinophyceae; Suessiales; Symbiodiniaceae
Source: the annotation of a GenBank genome assembly